UCGAUCUGCCUUGCUGGACGAUGUAUGAUUUGACUUUGAGUCUAUUGCUACCAAACUUCACAAGGUCACUCCAGAGGGUGAUUUUCAAAAAAUCUCUUGAAGAUUUCAUUGGAAUCGGUCCUGUUGUUUCGGAGUAUAAAACAUACAUUUAUAUGUAGAUAUUGCUUAUUAUGUUUUAUUUUCAUUCAAAAGACCUUAGUCUAUUUUAAUAUGAUUUUACUUUAACCUGUAUCUACGACAGAUAAUGGUAGACGGUCUACCCUUUCGUGCUUGAUACAUGCGCUUAAUUUUUUUUAACGCACACCCAUCAAUCUUUAGUAAAAUUCAAAACUAAUUAAAUUACUAAGUAGCUGGAAUAAGAAGAAAGCAUUUCUUUCUGCCAAGCAAAGAUAACCACACGUUGGAAUAUUUCCUUUUAUCGUUUCUUAUGGACUUGUAUCUAUGACGUAAUUUUAACACGCUUUAGGCUUAGAUUAAUAUAGACAUCAUUAAUGUGGUGACGAGAUGAAAAUGGUAAAUAAAUUAGUUGGACGUACUAUAAACUUGACUCUUAAAUCAUAACGCAUAUGUAACGUUUAUAAUGUAAUUCAAUCGAAAGAAACAAAAUAUUUAUGCUGGCUGUACGUUAUUCCAACGUUAAUUGAAACUCAUAACUUUGCGAUAAGCAACAUGAGAUACUGUCGGAUAUUCACGAUAAUAAUAUUUACCGCGAAAACGGCAGCAGCUAGAAUUUCUACUGAGGGUAUUGAAUAUAACAAUCAAAAUGACAAACAACAGAUUCAGCGAAAUACGAGUCAUUAUAAAUCUAUUGAGAACAACAACGGGCAAAAGUUGAAAAGUCGAUGCUGCCCUUAUGAUUUUGACAGUAGUCGUUGUAAAAUCGUGGACGACAGAGUUCUUUGUGGAUACAAUCGAAAUGUUGGAUCGCCCAAAACGAAAGAGAAUAUUGUAGAUUUGCAUGGAGGUUGUAGAUUGAGAGGGGGUAGACUUGAAUGCGGAUACCAGACCGGCCCCUUUACGAACUCCCGAAGGCCACCGGCAACGUGGAAAAAUCUUCCAAACACUCAAGAUGAUGUUCAGUAUGAGGAUCAUAAAAUUGAAACGCAAAAAGAAUCGUCGAGUGAGAAAAAUGAUGCCUUUCAAGACAUAAAACGACUGAAAAUGAUCAAUACUCAUACGACAAAAGGAUUUGGUGAAGCAAUAACUAGAUGUAUUGAAGUACGCGAUCGGGUUGUGUGUAAACAGAUGUAGGUAAUUGAACGAAAAUCAAGGACAUAUAUAUAUUUUAGGACUAAAAAACAAACAAGUCAUGACGAGUGAUCCUGUUUUUAAUAAAAUAAAAUCUAUUUUUUAAACAAAUUCGAAUGAAUUAAUUGUCCUAUUGACAUAAACUUGUUUAAAACAUCAGAGCGGAUCUGCAAAUGCUUUAUGAAAAUGUAUGAAUCUAAAUUACAUAAUUAGGAGAAAAUUAUAAUAGAAGAGAUGUGUCAGUAGUAUUUGAAUAUAUUGGGUUAUAGCAUUUUAUUACACUGUUUAAACUUUGAACAUUAUUUAGAUGUUACUUAAUAAGAAAUAAAAUUUCUAACUAAAGCAAAGAGACUCGAAGUUUUUCAAAUAAAUCAAUAGAUAAAUAUGUGAAGUCAUCGCGUUUUAGAUAAGUAUUUUCUUUUUUUAAAUAUGAUUUACUUGCGGAGUUUGAAUUUAGGCAAAGUCGCAUAGUUCCCUUAAAUCAGCUUCGCUAGCAUCAAAUGCUUAAGACCAAA
Molecule: messenger RNA, 1763 nt
Organism: Bombyx mandarina (wild silkworm)
Lineage: Eukaryota; Metazoa; Arthropoda; Insecta; Lepidoptera; Bombycidae
Source: RefSeq, a predicted model, not a curated record